This is a messenger RNA of Melanotaenia boesemani (Boeseman's rainbowfish), 2392 nucleotides long. RefSeq names its product melanopsin-A-like. Gene Ontology annotation, cellular component: membrane. Gene Ontology annotation, molecular function: G protein-coupled receptor activity. The record is from RefSeq and is a predicted model, not a curated record. Bases 1 to 1677 code for a protein of 558 amino acids. The transcript is spliced from 11 exons. Lineage: Eukaryota; Metazoa; Chordata; Actinopteri; Atheriniformes; Melanotaeniidae. Gene Ontology annotation, biological process: G protein-coupled receptor signaling pathway; visual perception.
AUGGAUUCUAGGCUUCAGAUUGGACCGGUGAUCCCGACACCGGACCCGACAGCCCGCGCACCCUGGAAUAUCAGCUCCAUCAACCCGCAUCGGCUCAUGGAACUGUCUCCGGUAGCUACAGCUGGUGCCAUAAUCCCGAGCCAUCCUUUUCCAACAGUGGAUGUCCCAGACCACGCUCACUACACCAUUGGAGUUGUCAUCCUUGCUGUGGGCAUCACAGGCUUGUUGGGAAACUUCCUAGUCAUAUAUGCUUUUAGCAGGAGUCGGAGUUUGCGGACACCAUCCAACAUCUUCAUUAUUAAUCUGGCAAUCACAGACUUCCUCAUGUGUCUCACCCAGACACCCAUCUUUUUCAUCACCAGCAUGCACAAACAGUGGAUCUUUGGAAAGAAAGGUUGUGAGCUGUAUGCCUUCUGUGGAGCAUUGUUUGGUAUCUGCAGUAUGAUGACACUGAUGGUGAUAGCAGUGGACCGAUAUGUGGUAAUCACCAGGCCUCUUGCUUCUCUUGGGGUGAUGUCUCAUAGGAAAGCCCUCAGCUUUGUGGCUGUUGCCUGGGUGUACUCCAUGGGUUGGAGCUUGCCGCCCCUCUUUGGCUGGAGUGCCUACGUCCCUGAGGGUCUGAUGACAUCUUGUUCUUGGGACUACAUGACGUUCACCCCUUCAGUUCGCUCCUACACCAUGCUGCUCUUUAUCUUUGUCUUCUUUAUUCCACUCUUUAUCAUCAUCUUCUGCUACUGCCGUAUCUUCAGAGCCAUUCGACACACAACACGAGCGAUAACAAAGAUCAACUGCGAGGGGACCAGAGACUCUGCAAAGAAAUUUCACAAACUGAAAAGUGAGUGGAAGAUGGCUAAAAUUGCGCUCAUCGUCAUUCUCCUUUUUGUCAUCUCCUGGGCCCCUUACUCCUGUGCGGCCCUCACUGCGUUUGCAGGGUACGCUGAUAUGCUGACUCCGUACAUGAACUCUGUCCCUGCUGUGAUCGCCAAAGCAUCCGCUAUCCACAACCCCAUCAUAUAUGCCAUAACGCAUCCUAAAUACAGGUCAGCAAUCAGCAGAUACGUGCCCUACCUCGGCGUGUUGCUGUGCGUCACCGGCAGAGACCGUUACAGCAGCAGCAGCCUUCAGUCCACACGUCGGUCAACGCUGACCAGCCAGUCAGAGUGCAAAGGUCCCAGCAGGCCCCGCAACUCCUCCCAGUCUGAGAGUGAAUCAGCCCGCUUCUCAGACACGGAGGAGGACUGCUCGUCUCGGACACCUGUAAGUCAUCACUUGUCUAUUGAUGUCAAACAGGUGCGCCAUUCCAGCCAGCGGUCAAAGGUGAGUGGUCACAGCAGAGGAGAAUUUGAGAGAACUGCUGCCCACAUCCCCACUGACCCAGCCAUAUGUCACCUUUCACAACUCACUACUCUGACAGAGCCUGAAGACAUCUGCAUGUCGGACAUCAGUCUGCAGCCAACCAGCCAUCUCCCUGCUGCUCUGGAUAACGUGAUGAGGGAGUCGGGGUCAAGGCCUGUGUGCAAGACCAUGCCAUCAGUCAUUGUCACGUCUAUAUCCAGCCCAUCUAUAUUGCAUAGUCCCCCUAGUUUCCAUGGCAACCUCAAAUUGGCCAAAACUUGCAGCCCGGUUAGUAAGGAGCUACUUGACAUAGUCAGGCUGGAGACAACAGCACUGCCAUGAACAGCUGCAGGAAAUCGAAGCUUUGUGAAUUUGUGCUUAUGUGUGCUUCAGUAUUUUUCUUCAUGGAACAUUUUGUACCAGCAUGCUGUUUUAUACUUAUGGCAAUUCAGAGCCAUAUCAUUUUUUUUUUUUCUCUCAUUUUUUAUGCAUGCAGCGAUCUAGUAUGUGAGCGUGAAUGCCCAGUGACUUUAACAAUAUGCGUGCGUAUGUGUUUGCACACUUGUGUUUGAUCUUUUCUGACAUAUCGUGGUAGCUGGAGAUGGUUUACCUCAGAGCAGGAAGCAACAAAUUAGCCUUAAAACACUGUCAAGGGUUACAGUUGGUCAUAUCAUAAAACAAAGUGGUCUGUCCUAUAUGGCACUGCAUUUUCUGAUAAGCUUAAAUUUUCUAAGUGAAUUCUUGCUGCUCAUAAACUGCUGUUAAAAGCUUGUCUUUAAUUGUUUUUCUUUUUUUUGUUUUUUUUUUUCAAGGGGUAAUAUCAAUAUAGGUUUCUGGGGUAAUAUGGCAAUGACUGAAAACAACUUUUUAAAUAGUUUUUCUGCAGCAUUUGACGCAUAUUUCAUAUGCAUGUUCUGGUUAAGCAUAUACAUCUAUGGACAGAUCCUCAGGAAGUCCAUACAUAAGAUUUAACAAAUGUGUUGAAAAUCAUAUUUUAUACUAAAGUCUGGGUUGUAAAGAUUUGGAAAUCUUUUUUAAUUCGUUAUAGUGCAUCAGA